This is a messenger RNA of Fusarium odoratissimum NRRL 54006, 1115 nucleotides long. RefSeq lists its product as uncharacterized. The transcript is spliced from 3 exons. Gene Ontology annotation, molecular function: zinc ion binding. The record is from RefSeq and is a predicted model, not a curated record. Gene Ontology annotation, cellular component: mitochondrial intermembrane space. The coding region runs from base 201 to 569 and encodes 122 amino acids. Lineage: Eukaryota; Fungi; Ascomycota; Sordariomycetes; Hypocreales; Nectriaceae. Gene Ontology annotation, biological process: protein import into mitochondrial intermembrane space.
UCUUCUAGCGCCUGUGGCUUGUGAUCAGGGGCCGUAAAGUGCAUCCGAAAGCCUGAUUAAUACACCCCACCAAAACUCUACCGACAUUCAUCUGAACUCAACCUGUAACCAUUCUCAGACACCACAAUUCAGUUGUGAACACUCCUUCCAACGGCGCAAACCAUAUUGCAAACCACGGAGAUUGCUUAUUAUUUGCUACCAUGUGCAAACACAUUCUCAACGCCCAAGUUUCCGUUCGGUCGCCUUGUUGUCGAAAAUGGUUCGACUGUGUCGAAUGCCACAGCGAACAGGAGUCACACCCUCUUAAGGAAAGCUUCGAGAUGAUUUUUGCGUGCAAGAAGUGCAGAAAAUGCUUCAGAAAGGAUGUGAAGGAGUUCGAGGAGGCCGACGAGUUUUGCCCUCAUUGCGACAACCACUUUGUUAUCGACGCAAAGACCCCUCAGGCAGCUCUUUCAAUUGAGAGCGACGACGUACGAAUGGACAAUAAGAUGCUCAAGGACGACAGGCAAAAGACAAAGGGACUCAGGUCCAUCUUUGACCCGACAGAGGAAGCCGAUAAGCUGGGAUAAUCCAGAACAAGAUCAGAUAAAAAGAGGAAAGUCACGGCGUUCAGGAUACAUAGCGAUUUGUCACUUCCACGGGGAUACGUUCUGAGAGAAUGCGUGCGUCAUUAGUUGUGUUAAUACAAUGGCACUGGGUCCCGACUUUAGAGACUCGUGCUCUUGUCUAUGUAAACUCUUCCCAUACGCCUCUCUAUUCCGCAGCGGAGUCAUCCUGAGAUCGGGUUAGGAUGGCAGCACUGCCGGUUCCGGGGGUCCGUCCCGUCUUCUUCUUGGCAGCUUCUUCCUGCUUCUCCUGCUCAAUUUCCUUGACGUAGCCUUCAAUCUCGGACGUAGGUAGUGUUUCGAUGGUGGCGCCAGGUGCCAUGAGAGAAAUCUCGAUGUUCUUGGCUCCGGUUUGAACAACCUCGAGCAGCGACUUGAUGGCAAGCCGGAUGGUAGCCUCUCGGUCCAUGUCCUCCUUGUAGUUUCGCUCGAGGAACUCGCGAACAGUCUUGCUUGAACGACCGAUAGCGUUUGCCUUCCUGUUAGAUCAUUAGUUUCGAAAAUUCGCCA